AUGCAUCUUAAGAACACUCUACAUGGAAUGCAGAAAGGUACUGAUUCUAUUGAUGUUUACUGGAAGAAAAUUCGUACGGCUCGUCAACAAUUGUCAGCAGCUGGUCUUCCAAUAGAGUAUAAUCAUUUCAAAUCACAUAUUCGUACCAGACCAGUGCAUGUUACUCUAGUAGAGUUGCGUGAUCUUCUUCUUAAAGAAGAAAGUGAUUUAGAUGCAGCUUCUAAGUCAUUUCCUCCCUCAAUCAUGACUACAAUGGUUGCUCAUAAGGGAAAUUCUCCAUCAUCACCACAUGUUGCUCACGGUGAUAACUUGGCUUCUUAUUCUACAGAUCAUGGAGGUGGUCAUCCCAAUUGGCAAGGUGUUAAUAACUCUCCUAAUUGGCAAUCCAACUGGAAUCGCCGGCCGAAUUAUCGUGGUCGUGGAGGUUCUUGGCAUGCUGGUGGUAAUAGUGGUUCUUGGACUGGUCCACCUAAUUCUGGUCUGUGGCACCAUGGUGGUCAGUGGAACAAUAGUUCUGGCCAGUGGAACCAUGGUAAUUCUGGUCAAUGGAACAAUGGUCAUUCUAGUCCAAUGAACAAUGGUGGUCAGUGGCCUAAUGGUAAUAGUUCAUGGAGUCAUGGUUCUGGUACCAAUUCGACUCAGUACUUUGUUCCACCAAAUCCAAGUCCUGGUAUCUUAUCACCUUUACCCACUGCUCCACCUAGCUGUGUUUCUUCUUCAACACGUCAUGAGACUUGUCAACUGUGCUUACAAUUUGGGCACACUGCUCCAAAUUGUCCACAUUGCCACAAUUAUUCCUAA
Messenger RNA from Prunus armeniaca (apricot), 801 nucleotides. NCBI's taxonomy places the organism in Eukaryota, Viridiplantae, Streptophyta, Magnoliopsida, Rosales, Rosaceae. The record is from the annotation of a GenBank genome assembly.